AUGGCUAUACUAUCAUCAUCAUCAUAUAAAGAAUCAUUAAAUGGUUUCCCAAUUCGAAAAAUGCUUAUAAUUUGUAUAAUUCGAUUUGCUGAACCAUUAGCAUUUACAUCAAUUUUCCCUUAUAUUUAUUUUAUGAUUCGAGAUUUUCAAAUAUCUAAACAUGAACAAGAUAUAUCACAAUAUUCAGGUUAUAUAGCAUCAUCAUUUGCUUUUUGUCAAUUUUUAUUUGCAAUUCAUUGGGGGAAAAUGUCAGAUAAAUUAGGUAGGAAACCAAUUUUAAUUAUUGGAUUAUUAGGUACUUCAAUAUCAUUAUUAUUAUUUGGAUUUGCAACCAAUUAUUAUUGGGCAUUAUUUGCUCGUUGUUUAGCAGGGAUUUUAAAUGGUAAUGUAGCAGUUUUAAGAACUAUGAUUGGUGAAAUUGCUGUAGAAAAACGUCAUCAACCUUUAGCUUUUCUGACUAUGCCAUUAUUAUUUAAUUUUGGAGCAAUUAUUGGUCCAGCAAUUGGUGGAUCAACUUAUUUAACUAAACCUAAAGAGAAAUCACCGUAUGAUAAUGAUAAUGGUGAUAAUAAUAACAAUAUAUAUUGGAUGGAUAAUUGGGAUAUUUAUCAAAUUUAUCAACGAUUUUUAAAUAAAUUUCCUUAUGCUUUACCAAAUAUUGUUGUAUCAUUAAUAAUUUGGUUUAGUUUAAGUUGUGGAAUAUUAUUUUUAGAAGAAACUCAUGAAAUUCAUAAAUAUCGUCGAGAUUAUGGUGUUGAUUUAGGUGAUUGGUUAUUAAAUAAAAUUGGAAUUUCAAUUCCAACAAGACCUUGGCAUAAUUGUAAUCAAAUAAUAUAUGAUAAUGAUAAUAUUAAUAUUAAUGAAACAACAACAUUAUUACAAGAAAUUGAAGGUGAAGAUGUAUUCCCUGAAGCAAAUCCAGAUCCAGAUCCAGAUCCAGAAUCUAUCCUAUCACCACAACCACCACCACCACCACAAGAAAAUAAUGAUGGAGAAUCUCAACCAUUAAUCAAAUCAAAAUCAAUUGUAUUUACACCAAAAGUAAUUGGAGUAAUUAUUGGGAAUUUUAUUAUUUCAUUACAUAGUGUGACUUAUAAUGAAUUUUUACCAAUUUUUUUAGCAUCAAGAUUUCAACCUCAAUCUUUAAAAUUCCCAUUUCAAAUUGUUGGAGGUAUGGAAUUAAAUAUAAAUUAUAUUGGUACAUUAUUUUCAUCUACUGGUAUUAUGGGAAUAUUAAUUGUAUUAAUUUUAUUUCCUUUAAUAGAUUGUAAAUUAGGUACAAUUGGUGGUUAUAGAUUAAGUGUAUCAAUUUUCCCUUUAAUUUAUUUAAUUAUCCCAUUAACAAUAUUUACAUUACAUCAAUAUAAUCAUUGGUUUCCUUUAUGGAUUACUCCAAGUUUACUUUAUUUAUUAACUAGUUUGAAAACAUUGGCUAGUAGUACAGGAAUGCCCCAAAUUACUAUUUUAAAUCAUCGAGUAGCAGCAAAACAACAUCGUGCUUAUGUAAAUGGUGCAAGUAUGUCAUUUGUUUCUUUAUCAAGAUUUUGUGGACCCAUGAUAUUUGGUUAUUUAAUGAGUUUAGGUGAAAAAUAUCAAAUUGGAUGGUUGAUUUGGUGGAUAAUGAGUGGAUUAGCAGUGAUAGGAAUGAUUCAAUCUUAUUGGAUAGAAGAAGAAGAAGAUGAUGAUGAUGAUGAAUCGGAUUAG
This is a messenger RNA of Candida dubliniensis CD36, 1704 nucleotides long. RefSeq lists its product as uncharacterized. The record is from RefSeq and is a predicted model, not a curated record. Gene Ontology annotation, biological process: transmembrane transport. The transcript has a single exon. Lineage: Eukaryota; Fungi; Ascomycota; Pichiomycetes; Serinales; Debaryomycetaceae. Bases 1 to 1704 code for a protein of 567 amino acids. Gene Ontology annotation, molecular function: transmembrane transporter activity.